AUGGCCUCCACAGGUGUCAAGCAGGACGUCCCGUCAAAUGUCUAUAAUCGUUCGGAUGCUGAGAAACCACCAGUGGACUCGGUUUCUUUAAGUGGAGCCAGGAUUUCUGCAGAUGACGGCGAAGCGGGCUCGUUGCCUCCAAGCUACGACCAUACUCACCGGAAACUGAAGCCCAGACACAUUCAAUUGAUCGGUAUUGGUGGCACAAUCGGGACUGCACUCUAUGUUAAUAUUGGAAGAGGGUUGAUGCAGGGAGGACCUGCCAGUUUAUUUAUUGCUUUCUCAUUAUGGUGUACCGUCAUUUUGGCAAUCAACAAUAGUAUGGCAGAGAUGGUGACCUACCUCCCCGUAUCUUCACCAUUCAUCCGAUUCGCAGGUCGUUACGUAGAUGAUGCUCUUGGAUUUGCCGCUGGAUACAACUUCUUUAUCUUUGAAGCAGCUCUCGUACCUUUCGAAAUCGUUGCCUGUAAUGUUAUUUUACAUUACUGGACCGAUAAGAUUCAUGUAGCCAUUGUGAUUGCUGUAAUUAUCGCAUGCUAUGCACUUGUGAAUCUGACUGCCGUAAAAUGGUAUGGGGAGAGUGAAUUUUGGAUGGCUCUGGGAAAGGUUAUCUUGAUCGUUAGCUUAAUUUGCUUUACUUUUGUCACAAUGUUAGGGGGGAACCCGCAAGGUGAUAGGUAUGGAUUUAGAUAUUGGAAAGACCCGGGCCCAUUUGCAGAAUCCACCAAAACAGGCGAUGUCGGAAGGUUUAUCGGGUUCAUUGCGUGUCUUAUUCAAGCUAGUUUUACUAUUGCAGGACCAGACUAUGUCAGCAUGGCAGCUGGAGAGGCAGAAAACCCACGAAAGGCCUUACCACGGGCAUUCAAUGCCGUCUUUUACCGUCUCACUACAUUUUUCGUUUUGGGAUCUCUUUGCGUGGGAAUUGUCGUUCCCUACAAUGACCCAACAAUGAAGGCCGCAUUCUCUGAGGGACGGCCGGGUGCCGCUGCAUCUCCUUAUGUUGUUGCUAUGGAUAGGAUGGGGAUCCCAUAUCUGCCUCAUAUUGUGAAUGCUUUGAUUUUCACAUCGGCGUUAUCGGCUGGUAAUUCGUACGUCUACUGUGCAAGCAGAAGUUUAUAUGGUCUUGCUCUUGAAGGCAAAGCCCCGAAAAUAUUGGCAAAGUGCACCAAGGGCGGUAUUCCCUUGUACUCGAUCGCCGUAGUCCUUGCAAUAGCCCUUCUUUCAUUCCUCCAAGUCUCCAACAAUGCAGCAGUGGUUUUGCAGUGGUUCAUCAACCUGGUGACAGCCUCACAAUUGAUAAACUUCUCGGUGAUCACCUUCACCUACAUCAAGUUCAGGAAGGCUCUUGCCGCACAAGGAAUCCCCCGGGACACCCUACCACACAAGGGUUUUUGGCAACCAGCUACGGCAUGGUAUGCCUUUACGGCCACGUCCAUCAUGUGCUUUGUCGGUGGCUACAGCGUCUUUGUACCCGGAAACUGGGAUGUUCCUACAUUCCUUUUCUCAUACCUCAUGAUCUUUCUCUUCCCGGUCCUAUUCGUCUCAUGGAAGCUUAUCCACAAAACCAAAUGGCGAGCACCGGAAGAGGUUGAUCUUUUCUCCGACAAGGCCGAUAUCGAUGAAUACGAACGCCAAUUUGUUCCUGCUCCCCCUAGAAAUACGUUUAUGAAAUACUGGGAUAAAACAUUCUCUUGA
Morchella importuna is the source of this 1695-nucleotide messenger RNA. RefSeq lists its product as uncharacterized. NCBI's taxonomy places the organism in Eukaryota, Fungi, Ascomycota, Pezizomycetes, Pezizales, Morchellaceae. Gene Ontology annotation, molecular function: amino acid transmembrane transporter activity. The coding region runs from base 1 to 1695 and encodes 564 amino acids. Gene Ontology annotation, biological process: amino acid transmembrane transport. The transcript has 8 exons. Gene Ontology annotation, cellular component: membrane. The record is from RefSeq and is a predicted model, not a curated record.